This is a messenger RNA of Cladophialophora carrionii CBS 160.54, 1389 nucleotides long. RefSeq lists its product as uncharacterized. Lineage: Eukaryota; Fungi; Ascomycota; Eurotiomycetes; Chaetothyriales; Herpotrichiellaceae. The transcript has a single exon. The record is from RefSeq and is a predicted model, not a curated record. Bases 1 to 1389 code for a protein of 462 amino acids.
AUGACACGACCCCCCGCCAUCCGAACAAUCCCACCAUCAUUCCACGCCAAGAAAUCGCAGGUCCUCCGCUCGCUGAACCAGCCGACCGAGUCGUACACGGACAAUUCCCCCAAGGGGACCGUGGACGCGCAGAUCCGCGACCUGAUCGACGAAAUCAAUGCCUACGAGGGAUUCGUGACGACCAGUUCGUGCGCCGGCCGGGUCGCCGUGUUUGUGGAAGGGCCGAGGCGGGAAUCGACGGGCGCGGGCAAGGCGAAAGGUAUUAUCAGCACGAGCACAAGCACGAGCACAGGCGGCGGUGACUCACUCGUUGGAAAGGGCGGAGCGCAAACGGGGCAUUCCCAGGGCGAUGGAGGCGAUCUGGUCAACGACGACGACGACGACCGUGACGACGGACGGCAUGGGCCUGUCAUUGUUGGUGGUGGUGGUGGUGGUGGUGGAGAUUCAUGGGUUGGAGUGAACGGCGCGAGUACGAGAGCCACCACCACAGCCCCAACGACGACGACGACGACGACAUCACCCGGCGGCAAGGGUGGCGGACGAUGGCUCUUCGUGUCUCAUGAUCGGAUUACCGUGCCGAGGUCACGUUGUGGCACAAUCACAACAACAACGACGACGAUGAUGACAGAUACGAGUACGGGUACGGGCACGAAAAUCGAUAAAGACUACAACACGAUCCAUGGAGAAUAUUUCUCUAGACUGUUCAACCUGGAUGGUAAAGGCGAGGCGGCCCCCAUCCCGGCCCUGUCCUCACCGUCCUCGUCGUCGCCACCCCGGUUGGUCCAUCUGACCUUCUCGCCGCUGAUCCUGCACAUUCACUGCGCGUCGCUGCUGCACGCGCGGCCCCUCCUCGCGGCAGCCAUCAACGCCGGCUUCCGCGAGUCGGGCGUGCAAUCCCUGCGCGUGCUCGAUCCUCAGGAGGCGGACAAGGGCGUCAUGGUCGCGGUGAGGACGGCGGGAUUGAGCUUCGACACUGUGGUAGGGUACGUGGACGAGAGUAAAGUCGAAGUUGACGAGGGAGAGGGAGAUACUGCCGCGCCCCAGCACAAUGAAACAGUCCAUCGGAUUGUAGGAGAGGAGUACUUGCGCAUGUGCGUCGCGGUGGUCAACCAGCGGUUCGGGUGGAAUGAGGAGAGGAGAGAGCGGUUUCGAGAGGAGUUGAAGAGGGCGAUGGAGAGGGAGGGCCUUGCUUCUGGUGUGGCGACCGGUUGGGAGGACAAAGAGGCAAGAAGGAAGCGGAAGAGGGAGGAAGGAUUGGCGAGGCAGAUGAGGACGAGGAGGGAAGGCGAGGAGGAAAACACCAUCAAGGACGAUGUGUCGACGUGGAGACACGAGGUCGACACGGUCAACACGAUCGACAAUGUCUUGGAUGUGCUUGACAUCGGCUGA